This is a messenger RNA of Cyprinus carpio (common carp), 2488 nucleotides long. RefSeq names its product N-chimaerin. NCBI's taxonomy places the organism in Eukaryota, Metazoa, Chordata, Actinopteri, Cypriniformes, Cyprinidae. Gene Ontology annotation, biological process: regulation of small GTPase mediated signal transduction; signal transduction; positive regulation of GTPase activity. Gene Ontology annotation, molecular function: GTPase activator activity. The record is from RefSeq and is a predicted model, not a curated record.
CCUACAGCAAACACACACACACACACACACACACACACACACACGCACGCACGCACACCGGUCCGGACCUGCGCACUGCACGCGCUCCCCCGCGGUCUGCGCUCAGUGCUCAGCUGUUGCUCUCGGACUCGGUGGGGAUGAAAGUUUAGCUCGGCGACAGCUUGCAACAUCGCUUAUGCAGGAUUCCCACACUGGACAAUUCACCAUAACCCUUCUCCUCCAGAAUAAAAGGUUAUUCGUCAUAAAACCGCACUGGUUCUUCAUGGAGUAAUAACUGGAUGUUAGGAUAAGAGGUGUCAGUGAUGGCCAUCCAUGUGUUCGAUAAUGAUGAGUACAGACCGCCUGUGUGGAAAUCCUACUUGUACCAGCUCCAGCAGGAGGCGCCACAUCCACGCAGAGUCACCUGCAUAUCUGAGGUGGAGAAUCGGCCGAAGUACUAUGGACGAGAGUAUCACGGGAUGAUCUCCAGAGAGGAAACUGACCAACUGCUCAGUGUGGCUGAAGGAAGUUAUCUGAUCCGAGAGAGCCAGAGACAGCCGGGCACAUACACGCUAGCUCUACGCUUUGGGAAUCAGACCCGAAACUUCCGUCUGUUUUACGAUGGGAAGCAUUUCGUGGGGGAGAAGCGCUUCGAGUCCAUCCACGACCUGGUAACAGACGGCCUGAUCACGCUGUACAUCGAGACCAAAGCCGCCGAAUACAUAUCUAAGAUGACCAUCAACCCCAUCUACGAGCACGUGGGCUACACCACCCUGAACCGUGAGCCUGCGCUGAAGAAAGCCCUGCCCGUCUGCAGAGACAUGCCCGAUGGGAAGGACUCACCUGAAGAGACCGGCCUGGAGGAGAGGCUCACGUCGCUGGUCCGUCGAGCCACGCUGAAGGAGAGCGAACGGGCGCCCAAGUACGAGAAAGUCCACAACUUCAAGGUGCACACCUUCAGAGGGCCACACUGGUGUGAGUACUGUGCCAACUUCAUGUGGGGACUCAUCGCUCAGGGAGUCAAAUGUGCAGACUGUGGGUUGAAUGUUCAUAAGCAGUGCUCUAAGAUGGUGCCUAACGACUGCAAACCGGACCUGAAGCACGUGAAGAAGGUGUACAGCUGUGACCUCACCACACUGGUCAAGGCUCACAACACUAAGCGACCCAUGGUGGUGGACAUGUGCAUACGAGAGAUCGAAGCACGAGGUUUGAAGUCGGAGGGUCUCUAUCGGAUCUCUGGGUUCAGUGACUUAAUUGAAGAUGUGAAGUUAGCGUUUGACAGAGAUGGAGAGAAAGCAGACAUCUCCGGAAACGUCUAUGAAGACAUCAACGUCAUCACAGGUGCUCUUAAACUCUACUUCAGGGACCUGCCGAUCCCCGUCAUCACGUAUGACGCAUAUCCACGCUUCAUCGAGGCUGCAAAGCUGACAGACCCAGACGAGCGUUUGGAAGCUCUACAUGAAGCUCUGAAGCAGCUGCCUCCUGCGCACUGCGAGACACUGCGAUAUCUCAUGGCACAUUUAAAGAGGGUGACUCAGAACGAGAAGGAUAACCUGAUGAACGCUGAGAAUCUCGGGAUAGUGUUCGGGCCGACUUUGAUGCGGGCGCCGGAUCUGGACGCCAUGACGGCUCUGAACGACAUCCGCUACCAGAGGCAGGUGCUGGAGUUACUCAUCAAGAAUGAAGACAUCCUCUUCUAGCAUCACGCUGACGUGAAUGAACCUCUGUACUGUUCACUGCAGCUCUGAGCUGUGCUCUUCUACUCGCACUCCGCCUGGACUUGAAUAUGAAGGACUUUUGUAUCAUAGAACAUUUUUUGGAGCUGUACUUACUAACACUUCUCCCCUGAUGUGUUCUUUUCCUAUUUCUUGCAUGUCUUACUCCCCAUUUUUGUCGGGGGUCGCUGAAGCUGAAGGGUGUGACGUACUUCAGCAUUAUUAUGGGAUGGCAUUGCUCCCUUGCGUCUGGCAGAUCGUGUUUCUGUUCCAAACGGACGUUUUGUUUUGUUUUUGUAAAACAUUGUGAAUUUGAUAUUGUCAGUUUUGGAGCCACUUUAUCUGAAGAGUCGUAAAUAAAGAUGGUGUCAUUGUGCAGGCCUGAUAUAUAAACUCUUGUUUAGACAAUCCUCAGUCAUUAUUCAUACAGCUCAUUCGGCUCAAACAUGAGAGGUCUGUUAUUCAUGUAUGCAUAUGCCAUGAAUGUUUAUUUAUGGCUCAGCAGGUAAAGUGUUUCAAAAUCUCUGAUUUGUUUUUAUUUUUGGUUGUUUUUUCAUUCCUUCUGUUCGUUUGAUCUGACUCUGUUCUGCCUUCACAUGCCGAAAGAAUUACUUCUGCUGUAGACAGGAAGAAUAUUUACAGUCCAUGUACAUUUCAGGAUCCUUGACCUUAGACUCGCCUUUAGAAAACACUCUUGCACUCACAUGAUGCUUGAUGUUUUUUUGGUUCUGUGUUUUUGUAUUUGAUUUAAGCAUGAAUACAUUAAUUUAUUAAAAUGUACUUUUAGUACAGUG